AUGAAUGAAUGAUAAAAAUUUGGAUAGAAAUUGUUUGAAAACUCGUCGUUGUCGUUCUUGUAAUAAAAUCACUUACCCAUUUUUUUUCUCUAAAUGCGUGUCGGCAAAUUUUUUGUUUGUUUGUUUUUUUUAAAGAAUAUAGUAUUAUGUUGACAAUACAAAGAAAAUGGAUAAUUUCAAUGUUAGGAAUGUAUUCCUGUGGUCUAAUGUAUGCAAUUCGUGCAGGUAUCGGUGUAGCAAUGGUUCGUAUGACAAUGGUGAAGAAUGAAAAUGAUAAUUCAAGUAACAGCAGCAGCAGCAGUAUUUCAUCAAAUGUACCAACAUUUGAUUGGAAUGAAACUUUACAGGGUAUAAUAUUGGGUGGUAUAUUCUAUCUAUAUUGGAUUGUACCAACAAUUGUUGGUAGUUUAAUCGAACGUUAUGGUGCCAAAUGGUUUGCAUUGAUUGGUGUUAUUGGUCCUUGUAUUUUGACGGCAAUUACACCAUGGAUUGCUACCGUAAAUGUUUAUCUUUUAAUUGUUGUCAUGAUUUUGGUUGGUGCUACACAAGGUUUCACUUAUCCAUCAUUAUUUCAUCUAUAUGUACGUUGGUUUCCACCAGAAGAACUUUCAAAAGCUAAUUCAGGAAUACAAGUUGGUCAAUCAAUUGGUGGCACAUUAAUCUAUCUGAUUGGCGGUUUUCUAUGCGAAACAUCAGUCGGUUGGCCAUUGAUUUUUUAUGUUGAAGCAGCAUUUCAUUUACCAUGGAUAUUUUUAUGGCUAUAUUUUGGUUCAGAUCAUCCGGAUAAUCAUACGAAUAUUGAUAUAAAUAUGAAAUCAUCAUCGUCAUCGAUGAUAAAUGGAAUCGAAAAUCAAAAGGAUAAAAAAAUACGCACACCAUGGUUAGCGAUACUCAAAUCCGGAGCUGUAUGGUCAUCACUAUUAAGUAAAUUUGCAUGUUCAUAUGGUUUCUAUAUGUUUUUGAGUAAAAUACCCGCAUAUUUGGACAGUGAAUAUAAUGUUAGUAUCGUUGAUAAUGGUUUUAUCUGUGGAGCUGCUUUCGGUAGUUAUGGCCUAUUUUGUUUCAUUGCACCAUACAUAUCGAAUUGGAUGAUCGAUCGUUUGAAUAUAUCGGUAUUGACGACAAGAAAAUUAUUUCAAGCGAUUGCCAUGUUAAUACCUUGUAUAUGUUUAUUGGCUAUUACAUUUAUCAAUGAUAAAACAAUAAUGAUUAUAUUAUUAAUAAUGGCAAUGUUAAGCUAUGGUUUUUUUACCGGUGGUGAAUGGACAAUGAUUUCGGAAUAUGCACCAAAUUUUGUCGGUGUUGUUAGCGGUUUUACACACAUCCUUGGUUUUAUAGCCGGAUUUUUAGCACCAUAUAUUGUCGGCAUGAUAUUGGAUUCAAAUAUUGGUGAUGAACGUUUUAAAUGGAAUGUUGCAUUCUGGAUUAGUGCAGCAUUAUAUUUCAUCGGUUAUUUGGCAUUCUGGUUUCUAGCCACUGUUGAACAACAAUAUUGGGAUGAAAUCUAAUAAAAUUUUUUUUCUGUUUUAUGGAAAUAAUAAUAAUAAAUAAAUGAAAAAUUGAAGGAAAAUUUUUGAUUUCGUCAACAAAAAUCAUAAUUACCUUUCAAUGUCCAACUAUAAUUAUGUAAUAAAAAAAUUAAACAUA
Molecule: messenger RNA, 1647 nt
Organism: Dermatophagoides farinae (American house dust mite)
Lineage: Eukaryota; Metazoa; Arthropoda; Arachnida; Sarcoptiformes; Pyroglyphidae
Product: putative transporter slc-17.2
Biological process (GO): monoatomic anion transport; transmembrane transport
Cellular component (GO): membrane
Molecular function (GO): transmembrane transporter activity
Source: RefSeq, a predicted model, not a curated record